Messenger RNA from Penicillium malachiteum, 1779 nucleotides. Its product is annotated as fungal specific transcription factor domain-containing protein. Gene Ontology annotation, cellular component: nucleus. Gene Ontology annotation, molecular function: zinc ion binding; DNA binding. The coding region runs from base 1 to 1779 and encodes 592 amino acids. Gene Ontology annotation, biological process: DNA-templated transcription. The transcript is spliced from 4 exons. The record is from RefSeq and is a predicted model, not a curated record. Lineage: Eukaryota; Fungi; Ascomycota; Eurotiomycetes; Eurotiales; Aspergillaceae.
AUGACAAGUCACUUUGCACUUUUCAAAGAAAGCGCUGAUAACUUGGCUGUCUCACUUCCACAAGAUACCCAAGCGACCGACCAAAAUGUACAGGAUCCUGUCGUGAGCGCCGUGACUAUCGAAAUCGAUGAAAUACGACGUGGUGCUCGAAUCCUUCGAUUGUUGUCCAAAGAUCUAUCCCUUUUCAAGCAAAACGCAGACAUCUGGCUAGAAAAGACAGGAGAGUGCGACUUCUGGUCUCGACCCCUUGUGGAGUUCACUUUUGAAUCCCUAGAAAAAAUACCAGGCCUGCAGUCAUGCUCUGUUGACGAUAACUCCUUGUUUGCUCUCUCGCGAGAAAUCUUCCAGCUGUCUUCAAGGCAAGUACAGCUGAAUCCAUCCCUCACAUUUACUCAAUUCAUGUCAUCCAUGUCCUACAGGUGGGAGAUAAUUGGAUUGGCCUUCGCGAGUGUCGGAAUGGGCGUUGCACUUCCUGGAGAUUCGGACUCAACAGUCCAGACCGACUACAGGCCAGCGAGAUCGAGGAAGGAGCUUGGAGAACUGGCCUUGUCAGCAACAGAAACAUGUCUAGCAUUCUGCAAUGAAGCUGGUGUAUUAAAUGACGUUGUCAGCUGGUUGAAUUCCAAACGGACCACGCUCACCACGUUGAUCUACGGCGACAAAGACUACCGUUCAUGGCGAGCGUUGGGUGAUCUUUCAACGAUAGUCUUCUCUCUGGGGUUUAACCAACCUUUGCCGGACCCUGACACCCCAUUUUGGCUGUCGGAAACACGAAAACGACUGAUGGGCCAUGCAUUCAGUACAGACAAGCAGCUCGCGACAUUCCUCGGAAGACCCCCACGCAUUAGCUGGCGGUUUUGUAAUAUCUCUUUACCGCUGGAUCUCGAAUUCAAAGACAUUAUUGCAGAGCCAGAGGUCCGAGAUUUGGCAAUCAGCAAAUUGGAUUCAGACGGCUGGAACAAGAUCGAGAAUAACAAACAGGCCGUUUGGUUGAGGGUAUCUCUUAUUAUGGGCCCUGUGCGAGAGAGUGUUCUAGAGCUAUCGCUCAACCAUCAAGUCGAAGACUUACCAGCAAGGGUCAAAGAGCUAUUACAGCAGUCCGAACUGACCUGGGCUAGCCUGCCAUCAUUCCUACAUCGAAGACAUGACCCUGAGGCUCCGUCAGCUGCAGAGCUCUUAACGUGUGAACACAGUGUUUAUCUCCAGUUGCACUUGGACUAUAUGUACAAUAAAUUUAUGCUUCAUCGAAUCCUCUCAAAACGGCUUGAUAUCUGGUCCCCCGAUCUUGUCAAGGUCUCGCAAGAGAUACUGGAAGACGUGCUCUUGCUGAUUGACACUCGGGUCCGCAGUAUGAAACUUACACCGGAGCUUUCUUGGGUGAUAUCUUUCUUCGGUCUUUCAUCAGCUGGUGUUCUAUCAAUAGAGCUUGUCCGUCGCGCUUCUCAUUUGAAUAUCGAUGAUUCUUCAGUCGCCGUGACAACGCCGUUCCCACGAUCUCGAGUCAUCCAGGCUCUGAGCAAUUUCGCAUCUUAUCUUCAAACGAUUGUUCAGCCUCACGAAGGAAACUAUGAUAUAUGCCAACAGGCCCGAGAGACGAUUGGGCACGUGCUUGACUUUGUCUUGACGGAUGUCCCUAAGCCGGAAGUUUCUACAGCAAAGCCACACUCUCCUACGAAUGCCGAAUUUCCGGAUGCCAUUGGAAUUCUGGACUACAACUACUAUAUAACACAUCUCGAUAAUUGGCAAUUCGAGUUGCAGGAUACGUUGCAGAUGUUUUAG